UAUCUUCCUGCUAAAGUUACAGAUGCAAUUAUUUUAACAUUUCAGGCCAUCGCGGCAUAUUUUAUGGAUAUUGUUAAUUCCUCUCACAGCUAUGCUACUGGAGGAACAUCUGUCAGCGAAUUUUGGUCUGAUCCCAAACGCUUGGCAGAUACUCUCAGCACAGAGGAUGAAGAAUCUUGUACCACUUAUAAUAUGCUUAAGGUAGACGAAAAACUCUUACAGAGAAAACACAUAAAAGGACCUACAUGGGGAUUUCCGGUGGCAGGGAAGAAACCGACUAAGAAGGGGAUUUGUUUUGCAAGCAAACCAAUGACGAACUUCUCUUCGAUUGGGAGUGCCACUGGAGAGAGAAAGUCCCGCUCUCCGAAUAUCGAUGGCGACUCUGCACAAGAAAGAGAAAGAGCAAAUCACACCCAACAAAUUCUGCUGACAGAGAAAGCAGCAGGAGAAAUGGCGGCUAGAAACACCACUCCUCCCGACGCUUGCGUAGGGAAGAAAAAAUACUACAGGAGAAAGGGCAGCGAUGGAUUUGGUUGGGAAAAAAUAAUGUUGUUUCCUGUGACUGGGAAGAGCAACAGAAAAAGACUACUUUGUUUCCUGUGGGAAAUUCCUUCGGGCAAGAACAACAAGAAGGUUCUCCAGAGAGGGACAGCUGGAAAGUCUUGUUGUUGGGUCCCAACUCAUCAGAGAAGGGUCGUCAUUGAGAGCGAGAGCUGGUCGACAGAGGUCCGGCUGAAAUCUUGUCGGGAAAGGCCCGGUGAGAGGGCGACAGUAAUCCAUGGUUGGUUGCCCAAGCAAUAUAUCCUCGAUGAGGAUCUCAAACAUGUUCUCACUAUAGAUGCGCUCCAGUCUCGUGAUGAGAAGUCUUCUCGGUCGGUUGUGCUUCAACCUCUAUAUUUUUUACCAAAAAUGAUAUUACUUUCAAUCUUUUAUUCUGCAGGAAUUGAAUCAUUUUCAAAAUUGGGUGACUCUAUUUAUUUUGAGAAGCUGGGAAGUUCUCUUGGGCUCUACAUAACACAAUUUAUACCAAGUUCCUUUGAAUGGAAGUCUGGAGGCAUCACAGUGAUUCAGAAAAUAAAACAUUUUAGCGCUCUUGAACCUGUUCUUCAGAUCUCUUUUGACAUUUCUUCCAAUGGGACAAGCAGUCAAAUUUUAACCUUAAACAUUCGGAUACCAUUUUGGACGGCUGGAUCAAGUAAUGGUGGGAAAGCAACACUAAAUUCUCAAGAAUUGCAUCUUACAGAUCCAGGGACUUUCCUCUCCAUCUCUAGGAUCUGGAGUUCAAAUGACAAGCUGGAGCUUCAGCUGCCCAUCAACUUGUGGACAGAGGCAAUAAAGGAUGACCGGCAACAAUACGAAUCGAUACAAGCCGUCUUCUUUGGACCAUACCUUCUCGCUGGCCUCUCCGACGGCGACUGGGAUGUUGACACUGGAAAUUCCACCACCGUUUCAGACUGGGUAACUCCAGUUCCAGAGUCUCAGACAUCUCAUCUAAUCUCACUAUCACAAGAAUCCAACAACAAACAUUUUGUGGUCUCCAUCACAAACAACACCCUCAGAAUGACAGAAUACCCUAAAUCUGGUACCAACGAUGCCCUUCAUGCAACAUUCAGGCUUGUUCCUCAGGACGCCGAUGAACAGCUCUUCCAAGCUCCAUGUUGCAAUAAUCUUCUUGGAAAAUUUGUGAAGAUUGAGCCAUUCAACAGCCCUGGAAUGUAUGUGACACCUUUGUCAUGGAAUGGAAACGUUAUUCUCUCCACUUCUCCCAAGACAAACUCAAAGUCUACAUUUCGCGUCGUUUCGGGUUUGGACGGGAAUGCCGGCUCAGUGAGUCUGGAGUCCGGAGACCAUAAGGGCUGCUUUCUCUAUACUGGUGUGAAAUUUUCUGAGGGAAAAAAUGUACAGCUGAUAUGCAAGCAGAAGGAUGAUGCUUCUUCAUUUAAGAAAGCUGCGAGCUUUUCAUUAAGCAGUGGGUUGAGGCAGCAUCACUCUAUCAGUUUCAGGGCAAAGGGUGUAAGGAGGGACUUCAUUCUGGAGCCAUUGAUGAGCUUGAUGGAUGAAUCUUAUACUGUCUAUUUUAAUUUGACAAGAUGAAAACUGGGAAAAAGGUGAUUGAUAAUGUGUUAAUAAGGCUUAUUUUAAUUGGGGAAUGGUGAUGAUCUUUAUAGUUGAUUGUAUCUGUUCUGUUCUUAUAAAUUGUCAGAGACUCUCAUUUGUUAAUGAGCAUGUUC
Messenger RNA from Phalaenopsis equestris, 2231 nucleotides. RefSeq lists its product as uncharacterized. The annotation marks the transcript as partial. Gene Ontology annotation, biological process: L-arabinose metabolic process. Lineage: Eukaryota; Viridiplantae; Streptophyta; Magnoliopsida; Asparagales; Orchidaceae. Gene Ontology annotation, molecular function: alpha-L-arabinofuranosidase activity. The record is from RefSeq and is a predicted model, not a curated record. The transcript is spliced from 10 exons.